Molecule: messenger RNA, 486 nt
Organism: Ordospora pajunii
Lineage: Eukaryota; Fungi; Microsporidia; Ordosporidae
Product: ubiquitin-conjugating enzyme
Exons: 1
Coding region: 1-486 (161 amino acids)
Source: RefSeq, a predicted model, not a curated record
AUGAAGCACGAGUGCACACAUGGAUCUCGGCGUAAAGGACACGAAGCAUGCUUUGCAGAAUUCAGAUUGCAGAAGGAGCUUGAAUCUCUACACCAUCUCUCCGCAACAAAGCUGCUGAUGGUUUCUGCAGAUGAAGGAUGGUGUGUACAGUUGGAGUACACAAUGAUGGUUUUUGAGGGAGUGUAUGAGGGGAGAGUCGUCAGGUUUAUGCUCAAACUUCCUUGUGAAUAUCCAUUCAAAUCGCCAAAGGUGAUGUGUCUCGACCGUGUAUUUCAUCCCAAUAUAGACGAAAAUGGAAAUGUGUGCAUGGAAAUCCUAAGGCUGGGAUGGAAGCCUAUCUAUGGGCUUGAAUGUAUACUUGCAAAUCUACAUGUGAUAUUUGUUGAUAUAUCUGCGGAGGAUGCAUUAAAUACAUAUGCAGGGCACUUGCUUGACUCUGAUUAUGACAAAUUCAUAAGGAUUGCAAAGGGAUUUGAGGAUCCCUAG